AUGACCUCUGGCAUCCGCUCCCUGUCUGCAACACACGAACAAUUAAUUGUUGGAUGGACUGGGGAAUUCCGCAGCAUUGCAUCUGACGAAAAGAUUGCAACAAACUCCGUGACCGAUAGCGACCGGGCGUUGCUCGAGACAGAAAUUGAAAGCUACAAGCCAUCUGACGCAGAGAAUCCAGAAAAAAUCACCUACAAGCCCGUGUGGCUGGACGACGCGAUUUCUGCGGGGCACUAUGAAGGAUAUUGUAAGACUACACUCUGGCCACUUUUUCACUACCUUCUUUGGCAAGACGUUACUUCCGAAAUCCCUGUUAAAGACGAGGGCUUUUCGGCUUACAAACAAGCAAACCAAGCAUAUGCCAAUGCAAUUCUUGCGAUCCUCAAACCGGGCGACCUUGUUUGGGUCCAUGACUACCAUUUACUCCUUGUUCCUCGUAUGGUUCGUACCGGCGCUCCGGAGGCACACAUUGGACUUUUUGUCCAUACACCUUUCCCCAGUAGUGAAGUCUUCCGUUGCCUCCCAAGGAGAAAGGAAAUCUUAGAUGGGAUGCUUGGCGCCAAUCUGGUCUGCUUCCAGACGUACUCGUAUUCUCGUCACUUUGCCUCCACUUGCAUCAGGGUUUGUGGAUAUGAAGCUGCCCCACUUGGUAUCGAUGUACAUGGAGCGCUAGUUGCAAUCUCUCAUAGUCCUGUUGGAAUUGACGCUGUUCGCGUUGAACGGGACUCUCAACGUCCUGGUAUUCAGCCCAAACUCCAGUCCCUGCGCUCCAUCUAUCAAGGCAAGAAGAUCAUCGUUGGUAGGGAUAAACUUGAUGCAGUGAAAGGCGUCGUCCAGAAGCUUCGUGCUUUUGAAAAACUCCUGCAAGACUAUCCCGAAUGGAUCGGAAACGUGGUCCUUAUCCAAGUUACAUCUCCUGCUCUGACUGAUUCCCCUAAACUUGAGCGUCAAGUUUCGGAACUGGUAGCCCACAUAAAUGGCGAAUAUGGUUCACUCGACUUUAUUCCGGUUCAUCACUAUCACCAAACAAUUAAGAAAGACGAAUUCUACGCACUUCUUUCGGUUGCAGACCUGGCGCUCAUCACACCCUUGCGUGACGGAAUGAACACCACUUCAAUGGAAUUCGUCAUCUGCCAACAACGCACGGGGAAAAGCCCUAUCGUCUUAAGCGAGUUUAUGGGUACAUCCCAUCACAUGUCUCAAGCUUUGCAGAUAAACCCAUGGAACCUGGGGGACGUGGCUGCAUCUAUCCACCGCGGCCUGACCAUGUCUAUCGAGGAUAAGGAGACUCGUCAAUCUGCUCUUUAUAAGAUUGUUACGACCUAUACGUCAUACAGCUGGGCUUCAAUGUUGGUCAAAAAACUGUUGCAACAGGUUGGGGCUGAGAAUACUGCGCACAACACACCUGUGCUGGACCGCUCGCUCAUGACCUCGAUGUACGAAAAGGCUUCCAAGCGGUUGAUGCUCUUCGAUUACGAUGGUACUCUCACUCCCAUUGUAAAAACACCCAGCGCCGCUGUACCCUCCAAGGAUACCCUCCGUGCCUUGGAAAAGCUGUCGUCGGACCCGAAAAACGUGGUUUAUAUUAUUUCAGGGCGAGACGGCGGCUUCUUGGAUCAACACCUUGGUCACUUCAAGCAGGUCGGGUUUUCGGCCGAGCAUGGAUGCUUUGUGCGGGAGCCAGGCCAGUCCGAGUGGAACAAUCUAGCAGCGAGCUUGGAUAUGAGCUGGAUGCCAGAAGUCCACGAGAUUUUCAAAUACUAUACCGAACGGACAACAGGUAGCUUUGUAGAACUGAAGAAGAGCUCAAUAACAUGGCACUACCGCGCGAGUGAUCCUGACUGGGGCUCCUUCCAGUGUAACCAAUGUCUCGACCUCUUGCAAACAAACAUUGCACCUAAGCGACCAAUUGAGGUACUCGUCGGCAAGAAAAACCUCGAAGUUCGGCCCAUAGCAAUUAACAAGGGAGAGAUCGUGAAACGCCUAAUGUAUGCUAAUCCUGACGCCGAAUUCGUCUUUUGUGCUGGAGACGACAAGACUGACGAAGAUAUGUUCCGUGCACUUGGCUCUCUUUUCCCCUCUGGCGUGACAACUGCGACUAUGGAGCCUCCUCUCUCGGCAGCGCUCACUGCUGGUGUAGAGCAGUCGUCCCUGAAACCCGUGCAACUUGCCAUGCCUCCUAAUGGUAUAUUCUCGACUACAGUUGGAGCGAGUAGCAAGAAGACUCUUGCGCGGUGGCAUGUCACAAGCCCCUAUGCUAUUGUAGAGAAUAUGCUGAGUUUAGUGGGAGAAACGCCCACCGCGGCAGAGGAGCCUGGCGAGCCAGACUCCAAGGCAAAUCUGUAG
This is a messenger RNA of Rhizoctonia solani, 2346 nucleotides long. Its product is annotated as glycosyltransferase family 20 protein. The transcript is spliced from 14 exons. The record is from RefSeq and is a predicted model, not a curated record. NCBI's taxonomy places the organism in Eukaryota, Fungi, Basidiomycota, Agaricomycetes, Cantharellales, Ceratobasidiaceae. Gene Ontology annotation, molecular function: catalytic activity. Gene Ontology annotation, cellular component: alpha,alpha-trehalose-phosphate synthase complex (UDP-forming); cytosol. The coding region runs from base 1 to 2346 and encodes 781 amino acids. Gene Ontology annotation, biological process: trehalose biosynthetic process.